UAUAUUUGUGUUAGCAAAAAAAAAAUGCAAAUGCUGUCGAAGUUAUUACAAUACUGGUUACUAUUUUCGACUUUUCUCGUGUUGUUGUGGCCGGGACAGUUCUGUCUCGGCUUCAGACACAAGCACACGAGAAGCCGGCAUUCGAACGCAACCACCGGAGGUCUCCACUGGUCCUCCGCCGGAGCAACCUGGUACGGCAGCCCCGACGGUGCCGGAAGUGAUGGAGGGGCGUGUGGAUAUGGAAACCUCGUAUCCAAAUCUCCAUUUUUGUCGAUGGUCACCGGAAUCGGUCCGUCUCUCUACAAAUCCGGCAAGGAAUGCGGCGCUUGCUAUAUGGUGAAAUGCACAAGGCAUCGGUCGUGUUCUAGGAAAGCCGUUCGAGUUGUAAUAACGGACUUUUGUCCCGGAGGUUUGUGCCUGUCGGACACCGCACAUUUCGACCUUAGUGGGACUGCCUUCGGCGCUAUGGCCAUUCCCGGCCAGGAGGGCAACCUCCGCGACGCCGGUGUCCUACAAAUUCGAUUUGCACGCGUUCCAUGCGACUACUCGGGCAAGAACGUCGUCUUCCACGUGGACCAGGGUUCGAACCCUAACUACAUCGCGGUGCUGAUCGAGUUCGAAGAAGGAGACGGAGACCUAUCCGGAGUCGAUCUGCAACAAGCGUCGGACGGACCGGGAAAAUGGUGGCAGAUGAACCAAUCGUGGGGCGCCAUCUGGCAGCUGAACCCGGGGUCGGAGCUCCGGCCUCCGCUGUCUAUCCGGCUGACGUCAGCGUACUCGGACAAAAUCCUAGUUGCCAAAAAUGUGAUCCCUGUUGGCUGGAAGCCUAAUGGCACUUACAGAUCUCUAGUUAAUUUCCUUAGUUAAAUUUGCUAAUAUAUUAAUAUAUAUAUAUAUAUUUUUUAUUUUUUUUUUUUGUAAGAAUUAAGUUGUGUGGGCUUCCAAUGCAAAUUUGGUUUCAAAUUUUGCAUAAGGGAUGCUUUAAUUUAUCUAUAGUUAGUGUUUGAUGAGGUUUGGAAGUAAUUCUUGUUUGUUUGUGUUUGGAAUGUUUUGAAUUUGGUAAUUAUUUUAGUGGAAUAGAA
Andrographis paniculata is the source of this 1082-nucleotide messenger RNA. Its product is annotated as expansin-B15-like. The record is from RefSeq and is a predicted model, not a curated record. Gene Ontology annotation, biological process: sexual reproduction. Gene Ontology annotation, cellular component: extracellular region. The transcript has 4 exons. The coding region runs from base 25 to 867 and encodes 280 amino acids. Lineage: Eukaryota; Viridiplantae; Streptophyta; Magnoliopsida; Lamiales; Acanthaceae.